Messenger RNA from Argentina anserina (silverweed cinquefoil), 2453 nucleotides. Its product is annotated as protein SIEVE ELEMENT OCCLUSION B-like. The transcript has 7 exons. The coding region runs from base 77 to 2329 and encodes 750 amino acids. The record is from RefSeq and is a predicted model, not a curated record. NCBI's taxonomy places the organism in Eukaryota, Viridiplantae, Streptophyta, Magnoliopsida, Rosales, Rosaceae. Gene Ontology annotation, biological process: phloem development.
UACUGACCGAUCUUCUGUAUAUACCUCACGUAGAGGCCCCUCAUAAUCUUUCACCUCUGUCACUCUGUGAUAAAAAAUGGCCCUUGUACCUCAGAACAAGACACCCAACAACAUUCCUAAAGGAGACUACUGUCGUCCUCAUCUGCUCAGUAGAGAUAGCCAUCGUCAAUUUGAAACGGAAGACAGUUCAAUCAUCAGCCAAGUUCUGUACAUCGAUGAAUCUCAUGAUGACCGUCCCUAUGAUCCUACUCCUAUUUCCUUGAAACAUAUUCUACGAGCCUCUGAGGUUAUUCUUUCCCAUGCCGAUACCCCAGAUAUCCAUUCCGAUGUUUCGAGAUCAACAAUACCUGCGAGUGGAGCAGAUGAGUAUACCUUGGAGGAUGACUUGGAACAAUUUGCGAGCUCAGUUAGCCUGCAUGAAAGCUACGGUGUUCCAACCAGUAUCUUUAUUGCAAUUUCCGGCAAGUUAUUUACAAAAAAGUGGAUAACCAGAGAAGAUAACAACAAGCAAAAGAUAGCCAUGGGUAUUUUACAUGCCGUCCAUCAGUACGAUUGGCAAGAAAAGGUGGUACUCGUCCUGGGAACUUUUGCUGUGAAAAAUGGUGAGCUUUGGCUUGUGGCUCAGCUUUACACUACCUAUGCGCUAGCCAGAGAAAUCGGCAAACUCGAGCAAUUACCGGAGUUAUUGGAGGGCCCAGCGACGAAUUCAAAGUCAAAAUUUGAAGCAUACAACAAUCUUGUUCAAGCCGUGCUUAAAGUGACCAAGCUCAUUAUUCGGUUACAGGAGAUUCGCCGUGAUCCGGACUCGAACGCCGAGCUAGAAUCGACGACUAAUUCAACUGAUUUCCAUAUUGCUACUGCUGUUUACUGGACAAUUUGGAGCCUAGUAGUUGCUGCAUCACACUUUGUAGGGAUCACCUGCAUGGGUCUUGACUACAAGAUGGAAGCAUGGGGACUAUCAUUUGCGAUCCAAAAGCUCGAGACCAUACAGGGCGACCUUGAGGAGUCCAUAAACAGUUUAUAUGAUGCCAUCAAGAGAAAGAAAGAUGAUAAAGAUUUAGCUGCUAUUGCAUACAUUUUAGAAAACCCACAUCUUGACAACAUCAAGCCUUUAAAGGUUUUGUUUUUCAAGGACCAGCCAGCACUCUAUGAUUGCUACAGAAAGAGAAGGGUGAGCAUUGGUCUGUUGAAGGGGAAGAUUGUAAUACUGUUCCUUACAGAUCUAGACAUCCUCCAUGAAAAGGAGUACAUGAUCGUUCAACAAAUGUACAUGGAAAAGCACCACGAGCCAACGAAGCCAGAGAACCAGUACGAGGUUGUGUGGAUUCCGAUUUUGGACACAUGGACUGCAGCCAAAUAUGAACGGUUUGAAACCAUUAGAAAUGCAAUGGAAUGGUACUCGGUUUACCUCCCUUCAGUAGUUUCGCCGACUGUGAUCAGGUAUAUUCGAAAGGAGGAUAAAUGGAACUUUGUGAAGAAGCCUUUGCUUGUGGUGAUGGACCCUCAAGGAAAUAUAGUGCACAACAAUGCUGUACACAUGAUAUGUGUUUUUGGAAGCAUAGCAUUUCCAUUUAAUAAAAGCAGGGAGGACUUGCUCUGGGAAAAAGAGACCUGGAGGAUGGAACUUGUGGCAGACCCCAUCGAUGAUAAUAUACUUUCUUGGAUCACCGAAAGAAAGCACUUAUGCUUGUACGGUGGAGAAGAUAUAAAUUGGAUCCGGAAUUUCACAAGGGUGGCAAAAAAUGUUGCUUGGGAAGCUGGAAUCGGGUUGGAAUUGCUUUACGUGGGCAAGAACAAGGCUAAAGAGAGACUGGUGAAGAACAUAAUGAGAAUCAUUCAAGACGAGAAUCUAAGCCACACGAUCGAGUGGCACCUCAUUUCGUUUUUCUGGACUCGUCUGGAAAGCAUGUGGCAAUCCAAAGGACAUCAACUCCAGAACAAGCUUAAAUCAAGCCAACUUCGGAGCACUGAUUCCGUUGCUAUGAAGAAAGAUGAUGCCGUAAUGCAGGGAAUUAUAUCUAUGCUGAGCUUCGGUUCCAGCGACCAUGGGUGGGCGGUGAUUGGAGCCUGUUCGGCGGAAAUGUCUAAGGCAAACGGGGAGCACAUGUUGAGGAGCUUGAGGGAGUUUAAUGCGUGGAAGACAAGGCACAUUGAGAUAGGGUUUACACCUGCACUGAAUGAAUACCUAGCUGGGGUGUCAAAGCAAGCUCCACAUCACUGCUCCAAUUUGACGUUGCCCGUCACCGGACUAAUGCCGGAGACGGUGGCCUGUGCUGAAUGUGGACGUAUCAUGGAGAGGUUCAACAUGUUCCUGUGCUGCAGUGACUGAACUCGACAUGUGUAUAUAGUUGUAUCGUACGGCUUUAAUUUUUUGAAGCAUACAUUUGUACGUUAAUUAGCUUUGGCGGUUGCUAGCUGCUCAUUAACAGUGGAGAUGUAGCGCCGUUGGAACA